Phalacrocorax carbo (great cormorant) is the source of this 3705-nucleotide messenger RNA. Lineage: Eukaryota; Metazoa; Chordata; Aves; Suliformes; Phalacrocoracidae. The record is from RefSeq and is a predicted model, not a curated record.
UCCUCAGGAAAGCUGCCCUGCCCUGAAUUCCCACCAUUGCAGGCUCAGGGCUCAAUGACCUUGGGGCCUGCCGAAGGUAGUCACGCCAGCACGCGUCCCACAGUGACCCUACUCUAGAAAUGGGCUCUUACAGGAUGACCUUGCACUGAGCCUUUGUGGAAGAAGCAAGAUUUAAACAUCAAUUCUUCGAUGUGCAUCCUUCUAUUCAAAUUUGACCCCCGACCAGUUUCAAAAAAUGCAUACAGGCUUAUUCUAGCAGCUAAUAGAGAUGAGUUUUACCACAGGCCAUCCAAAUCGGCGGAUUUCUGGGACAGCAGCAAUGAGAUCCUUAGCGGUCUGGAUAUGGAGGAAGGAAAAGAAGGUGGGACAUGGCUGGGAAUCAGUAAGAAAGGCAAGAUGGCAGCCCUGACAAACUAUAUGCAGCCAAAGAUUGAUAAAAAUGCAAAAGGAAGAGGUGCUCUUGUAACAAACUUCCUGACUGCAGAUCUGGACAGCUACUCUUACUUGAAGAAAGUUUCAGUAGAAGGACAUCUUUACAAUGGAUUUAAUUUAUUAGCAGCUGACUUGAAUACCACCAAAGGAGAUGUAAUUUGCUACUAUGGAAACAAAGGAGAGCCAGAACCUGUUUUCCUAAGUCCUGGAAUAUAUGGAUUGAGUAAUUCUUUGUUGGAUACACCAUGGAAGAAACUUCAAUAUGGGAAGCAGCUUUUCACAGAAGUGGUCAAGAGAAGUCAAGACCUUACCAAAGAAGACUUGGUGCAGGAGCUUCUUACAGUGAUGAAUAAUGAAGAGCCUCAAUUACCAGACCCUGCGAUUGAAGACCAAGGGAAGGAUUAUAUACGCCCUAUAUUGAACAAGUAUGCAGCUGUAUGUGUUCGCUGCCCAGGCUAUGGAACAAGGACUAACACGGUCAUCCUCAUUGAUUCAGAAGGACGGGUUACUUUCACAGAGCGCAACAUGAUCAAUGCAAAUGUCAACCAGUGGAAAACAAGCACCUAUGAAUUCCAACUGCACACUUAACAACUUUCCAUUUGAAUGGUUUGUAAUAAAAGCAAUGAGACAACAAGCCAUUAAGCUCCAGUAAAUCUUUUGUGCCAGCCUCAACAAGCUAAAAAUAGCAAGGAAAGCAAAAGCUUAAAUAAACUGGUAGCAUACCCUAUCAGGCUCACAAAUCCUUUGGAUAAAACCAAAAGAAGAAACUGUUUUUACAUUAGCGACUUAUAAUGAGAAAUAAAUUUUUAAAUAUCACCCUGUCUCCAGGGCAAGGCCAUCUUUGCCCAAGACAAAGUCAUUGCUCUUUUGUGGGUGUGGGUUUUUUUGGGGUGGUUUGGUUUUUUUUUUGAAAGAAAAAGAUGUUUUAAGUAGACUCUUAAACGUGUUUUCAGUUCAGAGGAGGGGAAACAUUUGCUGCUUUUACUGUUCUGCGUGAAGGUUUUACCACACUUUGCCUUCCCUUCAACAUAUGCUUUUAAGAUUGUAUAGCUGAUGCCAACAUGCAUUAAAUGAAUGUCGUAUUAACUGCUUUAGUAACACUUCAGCUUUCCAGCAGUGCCGUGGUGCAGUGCUCUGCCUGGGGAGGGCAGAGCAGGGGCAAUCCUCUACAGUUGUUUUCCUACAGAUUGUACAGCAAUAUAUCUUAUUUCUAAACUUGAUUUGAAAGUAGAUAGGAAAUUAAGUUCGGUCUAUGUUCAGCUUUACUCAGUAGAAACUGAAAAAACUCGUGGGAGCAGACUUGCUCAUCUUUGACCGGAAUAAAGUUGUGUUGUGACAACUUGUUUCCUGAUAGUCUAAUUAGCAAUACUGGUUUUCUUUCUUCCCCAGCAGGCGGUGAGGAAUAAGUAUCUGUUUGCAAACAGAAGCUGAAUAUGAAGCUUACAUGUAUCGGUCGUUUUAUACACGUGCAGUUUCAGCUUCACUUCUUUACUGAGAUAAUAUGUCAAAACCUGGAGUGACUGCUCAUAGAUUUUCAGUAAAAAUAGCUAUUUGUUUUAAGGUUACAUUAUUGCAGCCUUUAUAUUGCUGAAAAAGUUGGGUAUUAAGAUGCACUUCGUACGCUCUAACAUCUGUGAGUUAAAAAGCUAUUUAAAUGCAUGCUUCUUUCAAUUAUUCAGUGCCAGUGUAGGUGCUAGAAGAUUCUAGCUAAUACCAAGACAUUGUAAAACCCUCAGUUAUUUUGCUGCUACUGGUGUUGUUUUGACUUAUUUUGAAUGCUGAAUAUUAAGUUAGAAAUGGAUCACUGCUAUCUUUUCUAUAUAUGUGCUCAAUGUAUUUUUUACAAGCCUGAUUAAUAAUUAUUAUAAAAUGGCAGGAUUUUUUGAUACUACUCAAGAUGCGCAACUGCUCUUCUGUACCCAAGCUUGGGUGUUGGAGCAUUCUCGCUAGCGUGUGUGUGUUUGUGUCUGCCCCUAAGGGAUGAAGCGGUAAAUUGGACUCAGGGUUGAGGCCAAGUGCUGUGAAAGGCCAUUCCAGGACAUGCUAAAGCAGCAUUUAGUCAGAUGUCUCUUGUGUAUUUGCAUAGUUGAAUAGCUGCUGGAUACCAGGGCUGCUUGCAUGACUGUCAUGGGUUGUUGGGUCAGUACUGAGUGGCUUUUUGACCACCUUGGUGGUGAGACGAUCGAUACGCGGGUGUCAGGUUGUAUGUGGUUUCGAACCCAGAGCCUGCCUUUCUGAGCUGUAGGAGAUGCAUAGCCCUCUUUUAUUUUUUGAUGGCUGUUUAAACCGUAUAUUUGGACACAAAUGUUAUUGUUAUUUUUAGAUGCAAAGAAAUAGCCAUAGCUGUCUUAAAUGUGAAUUUGACAUGUGCGUAUUCAAAAACAAAACUCUGCUUCAAUGGCUUGCUCUUCCUGAGAGUUUGUGUAUUGAAUGUUUUUGUACCUUAAGAAUAAAAUUGCCAGAGUAUAUUUGAACAAGACAUUAUCUCUGAAGGCGUUUCCUAAAAGGCAAGCAAAAUGCUUGCAUGCCAUUUCUUGCUAAAAGCAUUUAUAAACCAUAGUUCUUAUAGUAGUUCUGUAAUAAUGAAAACUUACUUACUUUUUAUGUAUAGGCAAAAGAAAAGCAAGUCAGAGCUUAGAUAUAAAAACAGAUUAUAAUGUAUUUUGCUUUGCUUGAAUCAAAAUUCUAAAUCUAGGGUUUGCUUUUUCGACAAUUAAACAGUAAAGAACCAAAACCACUAAUGUUGGGGUUGUUUAUUAUGUCAGAAUAGUUAUUAAAGUGAGGUUUUUUAGCUCCUUUUGAAGGAGCCUUCAGUGGAAACAGGAUCAGGACUGCAGUGCAGAUAUCAGCAAAUGGUGCUGCAUCUCCAUAGCAGUGAUCAGGUAUUCAUGAAGUGCAUAAUUUACUGUGUGCUAAUUAUAUUUGUAAUGAGCCCACUGGAAAAAGUAAACUGUAGUUAAAUUUAGCUAAGUUUUAUUUUUUAUAAAAGUACUUUUAGACAUGAAAGGGGGUUUUAAAUAUCAGUUGUAAAGGAAAAAAGGACAUAUAGCGAACUAUUGUAUGGCAUUUUACUAAGUUUGCUUAUAUAUAACAUCCUUUCCAAGUCAUAGAUUUUCAAGAGACUUGUUUCCUGCCUCUUUUCCUAUCACAAUGAUAGUGGAAGAUAUUUUAAAAUAUAUGUAAAAACUUAAUUAUAUUUUUUGCUUAAAAUUGUUUCAUUAUUGUUGUUUACAUGUGUUCAAAGCUAGAAUCAGAAUAAAGUCAAUCUGGUGA